AUGCUACGCGAAGAUACAGUAACCCAGUUAUCCGAUGGGAGAUUCGAACAGAAAAUUCAAGUCGAUCGACGUAAAUUGGAGUCAAUGAUAACAGGUCGAGUCGACAAUACAACUCAUCAACUUCCCACAGCCGAAUCAUUCUUUGCCAAUGUUAUGGCUUAUUCGAACUCUGAAGUUAUUUGGCCGUCACAACUCAAAAUCGGAGCUAAAACGAAGAAGGAUCCAUAUGUGAAAGUGAUUGGAACCAUUGAGCAGAUAGAGUCAGCUAGAACACUUAUUUUGAAUAGUUUGCAGAUAAAAGUGAGUAAAUUUCUCCAAAAAUAUUAG
Caenorhabditis remanei is the source of this 327-nucleotide messenger RNA. RefSeq lists its product as uncharacterized. The transcript is spliced from 2 exons. NCBI's taxonomy places the organism in Eukaryota, Metazoa, Nematoda, Chromadorea, Rhabditida, Rhabditidae. Bases 1 to 327 code for a protein of 108 amino acids. The record is from RefSeq and is a predicted model, not a curated record.